UCGUGUGCAGUGGCUGUGGCGGCGGCAGCGGCGGAGCUCAGCACGAUGUCUCAUACCAUUUUGUUGGUACAACCUACCAAGAGGCCAGAAGGCCGAACUUACGCUGAUUACGAAUCAGUGAAUGAAUGCAUGGAAGGAGUUUGUAAAAUGUAUGAAGAGCAUCUGAAGAGAAUGAAUCCCAACAGGCCCUCCAUCACAUAUGACAUCAGUCAGUUGUUUGAUUUCAUUGAUGAUCUGGCAGAUCUUAGCUGCCUUGUGUACCGAGCGGACACUCAGACAUACCAGCCCUACAACAAAGAUUGGAUCAAAGAGAAGAUCUAUGUGCUUCUCCGUCGGCAGGCCCAACAAGCCGGCAAAUAAUUCAAGUGGCAGCCUUGGGGGGAUGGGGGGAGGGCUUGGAAAACAGGCGUGUACAGCGUGCUGUAGUGGGAGCUUUGUAUUAUAGAAGUCCUGUUUCCAUUUUGUUACAAUCUAGCCAAGGUCGAAUGUAUUAGAAGAUUUUUGUCUCAUUCAAUCUGAAGCCCCUGGCCCUCCCUACUUUCUUUUUCUUUUUUACGAAGAAGUAGCUGAAAAUUUCUCUUUGGUCAGUUAGCACUUGGUUACAGUUCUUCCAGCUGUUCAUAUCUGCUUAUAAUGUUCACUGUACUCACCCUUCUGUGUGAGGAUUUUCCAGAAUUUAGUUAGGUCCUCAAAAUUCAAAGGCUUAGUAGAAAAUACAGUAAAUGUUCUUUAGUUAAUCU
Molecule: messenger RNA, 740 nt
Organism: Trichosurus vulpecula (common brushtail)
Lineage: Eukaryota; Metazoa; Chordata; Mammalia; Diprotodontia; Phalangeridae
Product: enhancer of rudimentary homolog
Exons: 1
Coding region: 46-360 (104 amino acids)
Source: RefSeq, a predicted model, not a curated record